Beauveria bassiana ARSEF 2860 is the source of this 4824-nucleotide messenger RNA. Its product is annotated as IDC1 protein. Gene Ontology annotation, cellular component: nucleus. Gene Ontology annotation, molecular function: transcription factor binding. Bases 1 to 4824 code for a protein of 1607 amino acids. Gene Ontology annotation, biological process: positive regulation of transcription by RNA polymerase II. Lineage: Eukaryota; Fungi; Ascomycota; Sordariomycetes; Hypocreales; Cordycipitaceae. The record is from RefSeq and is a predicted model, not a curated record. The transcript has 4 exons.
AUGUCUGCCCCAGCUUCCUCACAGGGCCAUGCCAUUUCGCGAGCCUCCGAGCGAUCGUCCACCGCCAAAGGGCGGCAUACACAUGACCCCGCCAUGCCUUCGAUACAGGAUCUCAAGUAUUUCGAUCCCUGCGGCGCCACGGCGUCUAUGUUUCUAUAUGUCCAGGGCACUUCUGUCGUCUGCUGCCACCACGAUUCGCUAACCAUCGAGCGUCGUUUUACUGGCCACCAGUUUGAAGUUAUUUUGCUCGCCAUCGACAAUCAUAGCCAAUACGGCGGAGGGCGCAUCGCCGCCAGCUACGACAGUAGUAGCAGGAUGAUGAUCUGGGACCUGAUGACGGGUGAGGUGCUCAAGAGCUUCACUUCGAUCGGGGAUGGUCUGAUAACCGCCAUUGCAUGGAUGCGCAAUGGAAACUUGGUGUUUGGUGACAAUCAGGGCACAAUCGGCAUAUUCGAGAUUACUACUGGAGAGCAUGUGAGGACAAAAACAUUAGAACAAACGGCAAUCACGGCUCUGGCUCCAUCACAAGACUGCCUAACGUUUGCAAUCGGAUUCCAAACUGGAACUCUUCUUAUUGCUCGUCUCCAGCCUCGAUUCACCAUCAUGCAUAAUUUGACAACUUCCAGAGCUCCGUCGCCCGUGAUCAAUCUUUCUUGGCACGCCUCUUCGUCUCGACAAAAGUCGGAGAUGCUUGCCGUGCAGAAACACGAUGGUGAUUUACGAGUUUGGAGUGUAACCAAAGCUUAUAAUCUGGAGGACCCCGCCAAAGUUGUUCGAAUUUUGCGCAAAGCAGAGGCCAUCGAGAAAGGUUCCAAUUGGAUGGGCUGGUCCAAGAACGGCCGUGUCAUCCAAUUUUCCGACAGCGAAACCCUUUCGUGGGAUGUGCGAACGAAGCACGUUACCUUUGACUCGAUUCCCACUCUUGAGCAUGUCCGGGGUAUGGCACUCUACGGACCUGGUGCAAGUCUAUUCACAGUCGGGCCCAAUGGCACCGUACAGCAAUUUGAUCUUAACUCGCCAGCAAUCAUGGUCGCGAAUGUCCAGCAUCCUACGAGUCAUCUGCCACCUUCACCUCCAAACUCAAUCGAGGAAAUUGCCAACCAAUCAGUCCACUCCGCCACCACAAUCCAUACAUCGGAAUCGGACAGCUCUAGGAGCUCUAUCCCCCUGGAGAUGAAUGUCUCUGAGAGUGAUGAGGACCACCUGUCACCGUUUGCACGCAUUGCUCGCGGCCAAGCACAUCCCGACUCUGGUAACGAGACAUACGAAUCGGCAAGUCCUGCCUCUAGUAGAAGCGGCCUGUCUUCUUCUCAAUCGCGAUCUUCUGCCGCCUCUGCUGGCCCGCGUCUACCGGGUCGCCCUCCCACAUCCAUUCGGUCGCAAAACACCUACAUUUCGGCGGGAACCUCGCUCAAAUCUUCCACCAUUGGUAGGCAGCAAGAAAUCGAUACAUACUCUAUGGGAUACUCGUUGGGAAGCACCAGCAUCGCAUCUUCGCGCUCGCGUCAACGCCCAUCCCGACUUCGCCACGAGGUUCCUCGCAGCCCUGAUGACAACAAAGUCUACGACUUGUUCAAAUUCACAAGAACACGACUUAGCGACAUCCCAUACAAGCACCCGAUGAAUGCCGAUAACUCGCGCCUGACUAAUGACGACCUGAGAAGGCAGAUGCUUAGUACAAUAUUCGGUUGGCAUGCUGAGGUCGAUGACCUCGUCCGCGAUGAGUUGACCCGGCACCCGAGCGGAUCUUCGAGCCGUGUCCUUCUGGCUAAAUGGCUUGGUGAUAUGGACACGGAUAUUAUGCCUGACAGCGCCAAAGACAUGACUUCUUCCGAUUGGAUGCUGUUUGCUCUGAGUGGCAUUGGCAGCGCUGCUGGGCAGCAAAAGAUUGGCCGAGUCUAUGUACAGCGACUCUUGGAAAGCGGGGAUAUCCACGUUGCUGUUACCAUCAUGCUCGGCAUGGGCGACCAUAACGAUGCCAUUGAGAUCUACAUCUCCCAUAAGCGGUACAUGGAGGCCCUCAUCCUGACUUGUCUGACAUUUCCUCGUGUUUGGGAACGUCAAGCAGCCAUCAUCAGGAAGUGGGGUGAGUGGGCUGUUCAACAUCACCAGCAACAACUGGCAAUUCGAUGCUUUGCUUGCACGGAUCAAGAGUCCACCGAGCCAUGGAGAUCGCCAUCUGCAGUCCAACUCAACUUCCAGAGCAUCACACCUAGCAUACCCGAAGUUCUCAGCCCUCCCCUGUCACCCCCGGGAGUUCAGCGGGGUCCUCAACGAAGCGUUGCAAAGUCAUCUGCGUUGAAGCUCAUCACUUCUUUCGGUGAUAUAAACCAGAAAGCCAAGUUCUAUGCCAACAUAGAUGAUGGUCAAACCCCCAUCGCUGCGGGAGUCACGCCAAUUGCAGAUUCGGCCAUAUCCCCAGGUGGAUCUUACGAAGCUGCGACAGCGUUCUUGCGUCCAUCUAGCAAUAGCCGCUUCAACACACCCACAUCUGCAAGGCCCGCGGGGUCUCUGACGAGCCGUGGCCGCCUGCCUUCCAUUGGUGAAGCCCCGAAUGACAUCAAUCGUGAUAAUCUGGCACGUGAAGCCAGCCGACAGCGUGGCGGCCACUCCCGGAUGGUGUCUGCCGACUACGAUAACAUUAUGGCUGGCAACUCGCUCACGCGGGCUUCCACUGCCAGCCCCAUGAUGAUGCGCGAUCGAUUCACACGCGUUGUUUCAGACUUUCAAGGUGGUGAGCGUCCUCCAUCUCCUGAUCAAAAUGUCAUGGUUCGCAUGCAAGAAAGUAAGAGCAAUGUACGAAACGGCUCGAGAAGCCGAAUUCCCGGCGGUAAACUUCUUGAACUACACUCCAUUGGUCAGUCCAUGAUGAAUGACCCAACAUCCCCAGAACAGUCUGGCGCAUCGUCGACUCGAUUUCACUGGCCGACAAGGCGCCGCGGUCCUGGAUCAGUUGCAAGCUCCAUUACUUCAAACUCUAGCGCAGGCCGAAGCUACAGACAUGGACGGCAGAAGGACGAAUACAUACACAGCCUUGAAGCUGCCAAGCACUACACCAGCAAAAAUCGAAGUAGAGGUCAAAGUAUAGAACGAGCGCGCGAUAGCUCCAGAACUCGCUAUGGUAGCCGAGAGAGACGGGAAAGAUCCCGAGAGCCGUCGGAGCACCGCGGACGUUCUUCGGCUCGGAGCUGGGUCAAGCCAAAGCGUUCUCCAACAUCGCCGGUCCCCAUGUCUCCGGAGGACAUUGCCAAUCUGACAAUGCCGAAAUAUAUAGACGCCGGUGAAUCUACAACGUCAACGUCGAGAAGAUCGGCCAAGACCAAGACCAAGAUUUCAAGCCGCACAUCGAGCCCUGGCAGCAAAGGUCACAGUCCGAAUAGAAAACGACAGUCAUUGACUCUGGAGACGCGCGGACGAAGCCAAGGCAGAGAAAGUGCCAGGGCUCGUUCACCUGCGUCGCCUGUGCCCUUGUCGGCGAGCAUUUUGCAUCUGCAAGGGUCAGAAGAUGAAGAGGAUCUGAAGCGCGCCAUCGAGGAGCAAGAGGCUUUCAGAGCCAAACAUAGCCGGAGUGUCAGCCAAGGACUUAAUUCGCCUGCCGCAUCUAGAAGAGAAGACCCGGAUACAAGGACAAAGGAAGUCAUCAUUCCCGAAUCAGUGGACACUGCUCCAGCACCCGUUAAUCAUUCACGCGCCGCGUCAACCGAACAUGCCGGGGACCUACGCCAGUUCAAGGACGAAAGACUGAGGCGAAAAGAACAGGCGGCUCGUGAACUCGAGGAGCGCCGGAAGUCGCUGGCAAAGCGGGCGCACACACCAGGAAUCGUAUAUCCUGACGAAUACGCACCUGUUGCCACACCUGAGCGCAUCACUGUCGAGACUUCUGAACCGAAACCAUCGUCUCAGGAACUUCCACCCAGAAGUGCAACGGAGCCCCCCAAGAAUAUGUAUGCUCGUGGUGCGAGCCCCAUGAUUGGGCUUCCAGCGACGCCCAAAGCCAUGCGACUUAUCUUGUCCAACGGAAUGUCCAGCGGCCAAAACGUGCCGCCGGUCCCAUCUUUACCGGCCAAAGAAGCAGCGCAAGAAUUGAAGCCAGCUGCUCAAGACGAGGCAGCAGGCUUACUCACGCUGCUGCCGUCGACUGUGUAUCAGCCGCCGGCUCGGCCGAUGAUUCCACGGAGCAUGUCGGCGCCGAUUCCUGACGACCCUCCGCGCUUUCGCAGAGCACCGAGCACAAGUGGCAUCCCUAACAUUGACGCUAUUGUGCAAAGUGGCGAGCGUCGCAGCUCAAACGAAGAACCUCUACCGCCUCCGCCUCCGCCUCCGCCUCCACCGGCUCCCAUGAUGCCACCUAUGCUGAAGGAGCUUCAACACUUGGCUCAGCCUCCGCCUCCCCCCCCUGCGCCGCUGCCACACAUGAGGCCAAUAUACGGGCCCGGCGGAGCAAUUGGAUCCGGUAUGAUUGAGAUUGUGAUGGAUGAUGAUGAGCAGCCCCCGGUUGCCGCACCGAAUGACAACAUGGUGCCUGUGCUGUCACCACCAGUACCGCCGCCUUCGCGGGGCCACAACCGCGGACGCAGCGUUGGUGGCGAGGGGAGUAUUUCGGGCCGCAGCAGACGGGGCUCGGAGCGCCGUAGCCGGAGCCGAAAGAAUUCCUACGCGCAGCAGCCUACCGCGGAGGUGCUAAGCGGCACAACGUAUCAACAGGUCAAGUCGCCCGUCCCGGCGCCGCCUCCAGUCAUGUACGACCAGGACGCGAUUCGCUCACCGAUUGAUACAAAGGGCAAGCAUAUGUCGACUGGUCUACAUCGUAGUGAGAUGAUUUAG